Microtus oregoni (creeping vole) is the source of this 1322-nucleotide messenger RNA. RefSeq names its product TNF superfamily member 10 (gene Tnfsf10). The record is from RefSeq and is a predicted model, not a curated record. Gene Ontology annotation, molecular function: tumor necrosis factor receptor binding; CD40 receptor binding. The transcript is spliced from 5 exons. Gene Ontology annotation, cellular component: membrane. NCBI's taxonomy places the organism in Eukaryota, Metazoa, Chordata, Mammalia, Rodentia, Cricetidae. Gene Ontology annotation, biological process: immune response. The coding region runs from base 61 to 930 and encodes 289 amino acids.
UUUUCAGUUGCCCGCUGCUGGGUUGCACAGCCGCUCAGGGGAACAGACCCAGACAGGACCAUGGCCUCCACGAGGACCCUGAAGGACCCCAGCAUUGGUCAGCACUUCUGGACGAUGCUCAUCUGCACGGUGCUCUUGCAGAUGCUCCUGCAAGCCCUGUCUGUGGCCGUGACUUACGUAUACUUCACCAAUGAGAUGAAGCAGCUGCAGGCCAAGUGCUCCAGGAGUGGACUGUUCUGCAUGUUAAGGGACGACGAGGAUCCUUGGGACUCCACUGAUGAAGAGACCAGGCACUGCUCGCAGGCUAAGAGGCAACUGUACCAGAUCAUUGAAGAGGUGUCUUUGAGAACCUUUGAGGAAACUGUUUCAACAACUCAAGAAAAGCAGCUAAGUAUUAACUAUCCAUCUGGAAGUGGAAAACCUCAGAGAGUGGCAGCUCACAUUACUGGGAUCAGUCGGAGAAGCUACUCAGCCUUAAUGCCAAUGUCCAAGGAUGGAAAGACCUUGGGUCAGAAGAUAGAAUCCUGGGAGUCAUCGAGGAAAGGGCAUUCGUUCCUCAACUAUGUGCACUUGAGAAAAGGAGAGCUGGUCAUCCAGAAACAGGGCCUUUAUUUCGUCUAUGCCCAGACGUACUUCCGGUUCCAAGAGAAUGAAAUUGACUCCAAGACGGUCUCAAGGCAGACAAGGAAAAGCAAACAAAUGGUACAGUACAUCUACAAAUACACCAGCUACCCAGACCCCAUUCUGCUGAUGAAGAGUGCCAGAAACAGCUGCUGGUCCAGGGAUGCAGAGUAUGGGCUGUACUCCAUUUAUCAAGGGGGGCUGUUUGAGCUUAAAGAAAAUGACAGGAUUUUUGUCUCCGUGACAAAUGAGCAUUUGAUGGACCUGGACCAAGAAGCCAGUUUCUUUGGAGUCUUUUUAAUUAACUAAAUGAUCUGCGAUGAUCAGACAGAAUUCUAUGCCCAGUCACCUAGGGUGAUGUCCAGGGCUCAGGUUGUCCUGAGAACAACCUCAUGUUUCAUGUGGAAGUCAAUGCUCCAUGUUUCUGCUGACUGUAAGGGGCAAGGAAACUUCUUUUACGUGGUAUUGAUGACUGCAGACACACAGCUGAGAGUCACAGAGGGCUUCUCUGACAACCCUUAAAAACUAAUAACAGCCUAGACGGGAAGGCACUGAAGUUCUCUUAAAAAUUGUGGUAAGGUAUUUGUGGCUAUUGUGAAAGGUGAUGUUUCUCUGAUUUUCUUCUCAGCUUCUUUAUCCUUUGUGUAUAGAAGAACUACUGAUUUUUUUGAGUUGAUCUUGUAUCCUGCCACUUCACUGAA